GCUUCUCCGUGCUCUUAGCCAGGUGGAGACCUUCUUCGUCGUUUAGUCUCGCUCCGGUUGACCUCGGCCCACAAGGUGGUAGAACAAGACCCUUCUGUCCCCGCCGCUUGCAGGGCUCGGGUUGUUGUACACAAGGGAACAGACUGAGUUUGUGAUUCCUGGCGUCCAGAAAAAUGAUAAAAUAUGGCUAAAAGCUUACGGAGUAAGUGGAAAAGGAAGAUGCGUGCUGAAAAGAGAAAAAAGAAUGCUCCAAAGGAGCUUAGCAGGCUUAAAAGUAUUCUUAAAGUAGAUACUGAUGUUCUAAUGAAAGACGUUCAAGAGAUAGCAACUGUGGUGGUCCCCAAACCUUCUGAAGAGAAAACCCAGGGUAUGGCAAAAGGUGAAACAGAUGACAUGAAAAUGGAGACUGAUAUUAAGAGAAACAAAAAGAGUCUUCUAGAUCAGCAUGGACAGUACCCCAUAUGGAUGAACAAGAGGCAAAGAAAAAGGCUGAAGGCAAAGAGAGAGAAAAAAAAGGGGAAAAGCAGAGCAAAAGCGGUGAAGGCAGCUAAGGGUUUGGCCUGGUAGGCUUAAAAACCUGAAAAAUGCCACAUGGAACAGAUCUUUGAUUAGAAUGUAUAUACUGAUUUCAGCUUCCACCGAAUGAAAACUUUGUUUCCAUAUUUUAACUGGGCCUUUUUCUUCAAUUCAGCCCAACACAACUCCUCAAAUUUGUUUUGGAAACUUGAAUAAGAUACUUUCUUUGGUGAAUGAAAGCUAUAAUGAUAUUUUAAUUGGAUGCUUCAGGGAUUAUCAGACAUCAAAAUUCUAGCAAGUAUUAAUGUGGUUGUGGUUUUAGGUUUUAAUAAAGAUAAAGGAUAUACUAACUCAGAUGUAAAAACUAUAUAACGAUAUUUAAAAAUAUAACGGCAGUGGAUCUUAUAAGCAGUAGUUGUUUGGAGUUUUGAUUUUGUAUAAGUCAUAAUAAAAGGUAUUUUGUUUCGAUCUUGAAUUUUCUUUCAUCUAUCCUUAAGGUAUUCUAGUAGUUUGAGAAGACCGGAUUCUUCUUUUAUAUUUUUAGAUAGAAUAUUAACGCGUACAAAUUAAUAUGAUUUAUCUUUUAAGGAGAUUAGAACAUCCUGGGAACUAGUUCAGUGUUUAUCAGUUUUCAUAUGUAGCUUAUGUAUGCAACAUUUCCCAAAGCAUAUUUCACAUAAUUAGUUUUUCCAGGUGUGUGGUGAAAAAAUACAUUUCAUGGUCACAUCAGUUUGGGAAAUGCUACAUACUUGAUGUACAAAAAGUAUUUGCUUAGUAUAGAGAUCUAGCAAUAAAGAAACUUGUUUAACUUAGACUCUUUGAAACUGUAUUCAUAGGAAUAGAAUAUACUGUUGGAAAUGUUGGUAUAAUGAAAUGAUUUUUUAAAAAUC
Miniopterus natalensis is the source of this 1406-nucleotide messenger RNA. It is a transcript of the gene LLPH, whose product is annotated as LLP homolog, long-term synaptic facilitation factor. Gene Ontology annotation, molecular function: RNA binding. Lineage: Eukaryota; Metazoa; Chordata; Mammalia; Chiroptera; Miniopteridae. Gene Ontology annotation, cellular component: nucleolus. Gene Ontology annotation, biological process: dendrite extension. The record is from RefSeq and is a predicted model, not a curated record.